This is a messenger RNA of Colletotrichum orchidophilum, 216 nucleotides long. RefSeq lists its product as uncharacterized. The transcript has a single exon. Bases 1 to 216 code for a protein of 71 amino acids. The record is from RefSeq and is a predicted model, not a curated record. NCBI's taxonomy places the organism in Eukaryota, Fungi, Ascomycota, Sordariomycetes, Glomerellales, Glomerellaceae.
AUGCUCCUGGGAUCUGUGGGCCCUGCCACCGAACGGACUAGAGCAAAACGAAAUUCGGAGGCGAGUUUGUUUGGCACGGGAGGCUCCCAGGUGACUCUCAAGGACAUGGAUGCAUACUGUACAUUUGCCAAAAGCAGGGGAUGGUCCGGGCGCCAAGUAUGUACAACUCCGGCACCCCGAAUCGCACGUGAGCGUCUGAAAGGUCACGCCGCCUAA